UGAAGUUUUGAGAAAAUGGGGUCUCCAAUGGCCUCUGUUACUCUUACUCUUGUGUUGGCAAUACUGUCUCUAAGCUUGCCAUCUCAAACCUCUGCAGAUGAUAACUACCCCUAUUCAUCUCCUCCACCUACCCCUUACUACCACCACUCGCCACCACCAUACCAAUACUCACCACCCAAACAUCCUUAUCACUAUCCUUUACCACCGCCAGUUUACAAGUACAAGUCACCACCACCGCCGGUUUAUAAGUACAAAUCUCCACCACCGCCGGUUUACAAGUACAAGUCUCCACCACCACCGGUUUAUAAGUACAAGUCUCCACCCCCACCGGUUUACAAAUAUAAGUCUCCACCACCACCGGUUUAUAAGUACAAGUCUCCACCACCACCGGUUUACAAGUACAAGUCUCCACCACCACCGGUUUAUAAGUACAAGUCUCCACCCCCACCGGUUUACAAAUAUAAGUCUCCACCACCACCGGUUUAUAAGUACAAGUCUCCACCACCACCGGUUUACAAGUAUAAGUCUCCACCACCACCCUACAAGUAUCCUUCUCCGCCACCACCACCAUACAAGUACCCAUCUCCUCCACCCCCAGUCUACAAAUACAAGUCACCUCCACCACCCUACAAAUACCCUUCUCCUCCACCUCCUCCAUACAAGUACCCCUCUCCACCACCACCAGUUUACAAGUACAAUUCUCCUCCUCCUCCUUACAAGUACCCAUCUCCUCCACCACCACCAUACAAGUACCCUUCUCCUCCACCCCCAGCUUACUAUUACAAGUCUCCUCCACCACCAUACGUCUAUUCAUCACCACCUCCCCCUCACCACUACUAGACACGAUUUACUAUACCACCCCAUGGAUCUGAAGAAGAACGUGUGCAAAUAAAGGGGAUGGAUUGAUGGAAGGAAGAAGCACCAUAGGGUUUAUACAGUGAAGAGAGGAACGUGUUUUACGAAAGUUGUGUUUAUUUGGUUUCGCUUUCUUUUUUAUUUUGUAUUUUAAAUAUUCAAUGUUUUUAUGCACUGUUCUGAUCUGAUGAUCCACGUGGUCUUUGCCCAGUUAUUAUAUCAUAUAAUAAAUAAAUGCCCUGAUUUUUUUCA
Vigna umbellata (rice bean) is the source of this 1107-nucleotide messenger RNA. The record is from RefSeq and is a predicted model, not a curated record. NCBI's taxonomy places the organism in Eukaryota, Viridiplantae, Streptophyta, Magnoliopsida, Fabales, Fabaceae.